AGGUGGGGGAGAGAGAGAGAGAGAGAGAGAGAAUCACGCUUCAGCCUUCAGGGGAAGGUAGGGGAAGAGAGAGAGAGAGAGAGUUAAUGGCUAUUUUUGAAAGCUAAUAUAUCCCCACAAACCAGAAUCCCUUGUUGCGGAAAACGAGCAUAGGCGCAAAAUCCGUGGAAGAAAGAGAAAUAGAGGGGAAAUGCAUCUCUUUUUAUCCCUCUGAUUUCGAACUCUCCGUUCUUUAAUCUUGUUUUGUUCUAUUUGAUUAGUUUUUUGGAGGGAUUUUGAAGGAGAUAUGCAAGCGCACAGAUGGAGAAACAUCUUGGCUCUAAGGAAUUCCUUUUCGCAGACUUGUUAUUCCGCUUCAUUUCAUUCCACUCCUGCGUCUCUCGAGAAGUGGAAGAAUAAAUGGAACUGGGCUGAAGGAAGAGGACAGCAACCAUCUAAGAAUUAUGUCAGGUAUGCAACACGUCAAAAGCGUGCAGAUACUAAGAGAGCACUGAAAGAUCUUCUCUACAAGAGUGGGUCUUCCAAAUUGUCAUUUGAGGAUGAAUCCCCAACAUGGGGAACCACCAAAUCAAGCGGUUGGGAGACUGAAGAAAUAGAUGACUCACGUGGUAAUGGCAGACAGUCCGAAUCAAAGAAUUCUUCUGCAAAAUCUAAUUCUCGCCGUUCAGGUGCUGGAAAGGGCAAUAGAAACAAGCGUAAACUGAGAAGGGACAGCUUCUUUGAUGAGUUAAAUGAGCAUCCAGAGACAGUUUUUCAGGCAACAUUUGGGAAUAGAUGUUUUACUUGGUCUUUUAGGUCAUGGGAAGAAUCCCAUUUCCGGAGUAGUUCAACAACAGGAUUUGAGUGGAGAGACCAUUCAAACAGGACAAACAAUAGGAGGGAAGAAUGGGAGACUACUAGUGAAAGUGAUGAUGAUAACGAGUCUUGUGUUGUUGGUUCAUAUGCUGAUAGAACAAUACUUGGGCUGCCACCUGCAGGCCCUUUAAAGAUUGAAGAUGUCAAAAGCGCCUUCCAUGCUUCAGCUUUAAAGUGGCAUCCUGAUAAGCAUCAAGGCCCUUUGCAGGCAAAAGCGGAAGAAAAAUUCAAACUUUGUCUUGAUGCAUACAAGUCCUUGUGCAAUGCACUUGCAGCUUAAGUGGUGAGACCAACUCCUCGCUAGGUUACCCUUACGGCUGAUCUUUGCUGAGAAAGGACCAACUCACAAUUAGGUUUCCUUCACAAUGGAGCUUCUUUGCUGAGAAGAAGUGAAUAAUUCUUUUUUCUCUUUUCUUAUUUUCCCUCAUAAAUUAUUUCCAUUCUCUUUGGAUUGUAGCCAGGCCUUAUUUAUUUAUCCUGCAAGCCCUUCUGUUCUGGGCUUAAUAUUGGUAGGCACUAACCGGUGCAACCCCAAGCUUAAUCAAAAUUUAGAUUAUUGUUGUACAAGAAAUCCAAGCCUUCAGGUCUUUUAACAGUGAAAUAAAUAUGUUGGUUAUGUUA
Macadamia integrifolia is the source of this 1476-nucleotide messenger RNA. RefSeq lists its product as uncharacterized. The record is from RefSeq and is a predicted model, not a curated record. Lineage: Eukaryota; Viridiplantae; Streptophyta; Magnoliopsida; Proteales; Proteaceae. Bases 287 to 1135 code for a protein of 282 amino acids. The transcript has 7 exons.